Camelina sativa (false flax) is the source of this 1252-nucleotide messenger RNA. NCBI's taxonomy places the organism in Eukaryota, Viridiplantae, Streptophyta, Magnoliopsida, Brassicales, Brassicaceae. The record is from RefSeq and is a predicted model, not a curated record.
AUGGAGGUUGAAGAAGAAGUGAAACGAAUCGUCGAACAAGUUAAAGAGCUUCACGACUCUUCCACCUCAUUCGUCUCUUCUUCUUCUCAAGAAGAGCUCUCUCUCCGUAAAAGAGCCUCCGUCGUUGACUCAUCAAUCCGCCGUCUCCACUCAACCCUUGUCUCCGACAAGCAUCUCGAUCCUAAACUUUUCGAAAAGUCACGGAAAGAUAUACAGCUUAAAGUUAAAGAAGAAUACAAUAGCUACAGAGAUAGGACAGCUCUUCUUUUUCUUGUUUUCCCUGCAAUUCUUUUGACAUUAAGAUCUUAUGUGUGGGAUGGAUGUUUGCCUGCAUUCCCUGUUCAGCUCUAUCAGGCUUGGCUUCUGUUCCUUUAUGCUGGUUUGGUUAUGCGAGAGAACAUUUUGAGAGCUAAUGGGAGUGAUAUCCGUUCAUGGUGGCUUUAUCAUCAUUAUUUUGCCAUGGCAAUGGCCCUUGUCAGUCUCACUUGGGAAAUCAAAGGUCAACCGAACUGCGUUCAGAAGCAGAAAGGAGUGCUUCUUUUCCUCCAAUGGGCUAUGAUGCAAGGUGUUGCGAUGCUUCUGCAAAAUAGAUAUCAACGCCAAAGAUUAUACACUCGCAUUGCACUUGGAAAGGCUAAAAGGAUGGACGUUGUAUGGGGAGAAACAGCUGGAGUAGAUGGGCAGUUGUUGCUAUUAUUUCCUAUUUUGUUCACUUUACAGGGCUUUGAAGCAUAUGUGGGACUGCAGUUGCUUAGGACAGUAUUUAUGGGGGUAGUCGCUGAAUGGCAGGUAUUGGUUUGUGGCAUUCUUCUGGUUGUGAUGGCCAUUGGAAACUUCAUAAAUACAGUAGAGACAUUGAUGGUGAAGUCAAGGUUUAAGGCUAAGAUGAAGAGAAGUAAAAGCAGAGCAGAACUCGACUAAACUUCCUAACUUAUUAUAUAACUACAGCUUUUAUAGUCUCCAACUGUGGAUCUUUCUCCCCAUUAUUUGUUUUACUUUGAUAAAUUUUGUUUUCUUGGGGCAAAAGUGACCUAAGAGUCUGGAAAAAAAAAAGAAAAAAGAAAAAAAAAAAAGAAAAAAAAAGGGAGCGCCCUUUCUUUGUGUAAAUGGAAGUGGGACUUGAUGGAUUGAAUCGUGUUUUCAACUAACACUUGUUGGGUUUCCAGUUAUCAAAUCCUUAAAAAAUGGUGUUGAACUUAAAUUUGUAUCUUUGUCUUUGUUCUUGGUACUUCCUCGUCAAGGUUUCCAUGGC